Messenger RNA from Linum tenue, 4160 nucleotides. The record is from the annotation of a GenBank genome assembly. NCBI's taxonomy places the organism in Eukaryota, Viridiplantae, Streptophyta, Magnoliopsida, Malpighiales, Linaceae.
UCCCAAGUUAGGACCCCAGUUCCUUAAAUAAUUGUAAUGACCAGUCAAAGUCAUAUUCUUUUACAUAAUCCGAGCAGACUUUGUCGUUGUUGGCCGGCCACUAGUGUAAAGCUCAAAGGCAACAAAGCUAAUUAAAUUAAUUCACCAUCUCUAUACCUACUAAAGCAAAAGAAAAGGAAGGCAUUAGAAAUUAAACUAUAGUCCUUAAGCCAUGUCUUCACCAUUUUCUUCUUCUUCUUCCUCUUCUUCUUCUCCCACUGAUCCCAUGGCGGCCUCUUCCGGUAGCUGCGUGUACUACGGGCCAUGGGAGUACGACGUGUUCCUUUGCUUCCGUGGCGAGACGCGUGGCUCCUUCACCAGCCACGUCAUGGCCGCGCUGUCGGAGAAGAAGAUCCGAACCUUCAUCGACACCAUGCUGGGCAAAGGAGAGAGCAUAGCGGAACUUCUUUCCGUCCUCAAAAGAUCGGCGGUUUCGGUGAUUAUAUUCUCCGAGAGGUUCGCCGACUCGCCGUGGUGCCUCGACGAGGUGGCCACCAUCGCCCGGAGCAUGAAGGAGUUCGGCCACCGCGUGAUCCCGGUUUUCUACAACGUCGACCCGUCGGAGGUAGACGGCGACACCGGGAGCUACGCCGCCAUGAUCGAGAAGCACUCCGGCGGCCGGUACGGUGACCCGAAGGUGAAGUUGAAGUGGAGGGAUGCGUUGAAGGAGAUCGUUGAUAAGGCCGGCCUUACUUCUCACGAGAUCAGGUUAGACUCGCAAUUAAUAAAGGCAAUUGUAGACAACGUGCUGAAAGAGCUAAUCAACAUGUCUCCAAGCCUCGAGCCCAAAAAUUUAGUGGGCAUUGAUUCUCGUGUGUGGGAGGUGGAGCGACUGCUCGAUGUCAACCGCUCAGAAGACAUUCGAAUUGUCGGGCUUUGGGGGAUGCCCGGUAUUGGCAAGACCACUCUAGCUCGAGCCUUAUACAGACGACUUACCAAUUUCUCCAAAGAAGAUGGCUACAAGCACUAUUUCGUCCCAAAUAUCAAUGCCAAAUGGAAAGGGCAACGAGAUGGCUUGGAAGGGCUACAAAAGGAGCUUUACUCAACCCUCCUCUCCGAGCAGGACCAAAACAUCACCAGUCGAGACUUGGAAACAAGUUAUCGCAGGGCUCGACUAUCUCGGUUGAAGGUUUUCAUUGUCCUGGACGACGUUGAAGUUUUGUCCCAAUUAGAAAGCUUACUCCUCGGCGAUGUGUUGAAUCUCACGAAGUUGUUUGCGCUAGGGAGCAGAAUUAUCGUCACGACGAGGAACAGGAAAGUGCUUGAAGUUGCAAUGGCUAGGAUAUACCACGUGGAGCAGCUUAGCCCUCAAGAGUCGCUUCGAUUAUUCAGCAUGUACUCUUUUAGGCAAGAGACUCCACCAACCAGUAGAAGAUACCAGUCAGUUACAGCAGUGGGAUAUUGCCAAGGAAACCCUUUGGCUCUUAGGGUUUUAGGGUGCACGCUCUUCAGGAAAAGCGAGAGUUACUGGCAAAGUUUCUUGGAUGGGUUACGGAAGAAUCCAAAGCGGGAGAUUCACGAUGUUCUAAGGAGGAGCUACGAUGAGCUCGGAGGAGAUGAGAAGAGGAUGUUUCUUGACAUUGCUUGUUUCUUCCGAAGGAAUUACUCCAAGUCACAUUUGAUUAAGAUGAUGGCAUGUAGCUAUUACUCGGCGUAUAGUCGAGUGGAAGAUCUUAUUGAUAAGGCAUUGUUGAUAUGUGAACACCAGACCAAUAGCAACGAUGACGAGUUGAUCAUUGAGGUUCAUGAUUUGCUACACGAAAUGGCUUGGAACAUUAUUAGUGAGGAAUCCGAUCUUGGGAACCGCAGUCGUCUUGAGAAUGCAGAGGACGUCCGCAAGUUACUCACUGCACGGAAGGGAGCGAGAGCUACAGAAGGCAUAAACUUGGACUUGUCAAAAGCAGAAGAGAUGCACUUGGGAUCCGAUGCAUUUUUGGGGAUGGAUCGACUUAGAUUUCUCAAAUUCUCAUGGCCAGAUUCUUCGUCGUCUUCAUCUAAAAACAAUGCACAUACUUGCAAGAUCCAUCUUUCGAAAUCUGGCCUAGACUCACUCCCUCAUGAGUUAAGGAUGCUAUGGUGGGAUGGAUUUCCUUCGUCAUCUUUGCCUUCAAACUUUUCUCCUAACAGUUUGGUUGAACUUUGUAUUCGUCAUAGCCCUCUUGCACAAUGUUGGGAUGGAGUUCAGGACUUCGUGAAUUUGAGGUGGUUUGACCUAUCUUAUUGUGCCAACCUCAUCAUCGUCCCUGAUCUAUCGAAAGCCACACAUCUAGAAUCUCUCAAACUCACAGGAUGCAAGACCAUAGUUGAGCUACCCUCCUUUGUCGAAUACCUAGACAAGUUAACCUUGCUAGACCUCGGAGCCUGCGAAAACCUAGAGAUCCUCCCACCUAAACUAGACUCCAAACACCUCAAACACGUAAUUCUCUACGAUUGCAGAAAAAUCAACCAAUGCCCCGAGUUCACAAGCAACUGGGAUACCCUAGACUUGCGUGGCACCCCAAUCACAACCCUCCCUGUCGCAAUCCACAAAGUCAAAGAAGCCCGAAAGCUCAGCCUCCACGGUGAAAGCAUAACCAGCUUGCCAGAUGGAUUCUCUCCAUCCAUUAAGGAGUUUCGACUGUGCCACACCGCCAUACAAAAGAUACUGCCAAGCGAUCAUCGUGAUUUUCUUCUUCCGAGAAUCUCUCGUUUGGAGCUGGUCGGGAACUCGAACCUUGCCACCUUAUCUAAAAACCUCUGGAAAAUGGUGACAAAAGAGCUCCUCAUCAUGGACUCCCAAAUGUUGAAAACAAUUCCAGAAAUCUCGAUCGUCGACUCGAGCUUGAAGGUGCUUGUAGUAGAAGACUGCAGAGCUUUCAGGCGCCUUCCUUCCAGCAUCAGCAACCUCAAGUCGUUGGAGGUACUAGCUUUGAUUGGUGCAGCUAUCAGAAUGUUGCCUUCGUCUAUACAAGAACUGGACCAGCUUCGCACGCUGGACUUGACUAAUUGCAAAAUGUUGGAGUCUAUACCCGGUGCGAUCAGCAGGCUCGAUCGCCUCUCUCAACUCUAUCUACUGGGCUGCGAGAGCCUUCGUUCUUUGCCCGAACUUCCGCUCAAUGUGAAGCUUUUAGUCGCCAGUAAUUGCAAGUCAUUGCAAACAGUUUCGAGCAACAACUUUAGCAAGCUCCAUUUCUUGAACCUCAACUUGGUUGGUUGUCUCCAGUUAGACCGCAAGUUGCUCCGACGAAUGCUGGCGAAAUUGCCGCUUCAGGAUGUCUCUCAACGAAUUAAGUAUGGUGGUGCUGGAGGUGAGAUACCUCCGUCAACGGUAUUAUACCCAGGAGACGAGCUUCCAGAAUGGUUCCCUCACAAAAGCACAGGAAACUCGGUGACGGUUCCUCUGCCUAGAAACUGCAAGAGACUGAAGCUAUUUGCGUUCGCCGUAGUCUAUUCUCUAGAGCCGCCUAUUUCCGGCGACGAAGAGAAGACCGACAUGCACAUGCACAUUUCAAGCGAGUGCUUCACGAAACCCUGCGGUGGCGGCCGCCACGGGUGUGGUGGGAGCGAUGAAUUGGACGUUGUUGGCGGUGGCUCGAGUACUAGUACUAAUGCGGUGGCGUCGUGGAAUAUUUGUAUGAAUGUGAUGGGAAGCUUCAACGGCGGUGUGGCUACCGACCAUGUCUUUCUGUGGCUUCACCAUAGAGCUGGAGAAGAUCGAGAAGACGAGGAAGAGGAAGGGAAAGCUUGGUAUCUGAAACAUGCCGGACGAGACGUUUCGUUCCGUUUCAGCCUUCAGUUGAAACGCGGAGAGAUGAAGCCUUGCCAGAUCAAGAGAUGUGGGGUUUCUCUUGUGUUUCAUACUAAUUUUGGGAACCUUUGAUUAGCAACCACGGCUACGUUGAUCGUUGCUUUGACUGUUUGAUAGUUGAUCCGCAGGCGCUUGAGAUCUGUGUGAAUAUGGGUAUACAGUUGAGGUACAUGAAGUUCCUAUAGCUGUGUGCUAAUAUUGAGGUACAUAGUAGUAGUGACUAAGCUACAUUUUGGGAAUCUUCGAUCUGCUACAUCAGCCUAAGCUAGUUUUUCAUGUGUUUCAAGAUAUUUGCAUAACUUUAUCGAUAAAAACAUUUCGUAUUCGAAUUUCG